AUGAGUCGUUCAAGAACCGUCUUAAUCGCUGCAAUCCCGCUCGUCGUGGGCUUCCUCGGGGGCUUGGCUUCUGGGGCUGGAAACCCGCGGCCUCUGGAAGAACACGAACGCUUUCAAGCAUUGCAGCAAGCGAUGCAGGACAAGAAUACCCAGUUCUUAAAGCUGGCUCGCGAGAGGGCCAACCUGAUCGGUCAGGGCAAGGUUCAGUUCGGUAUUCGUGGACUUCUGGUGCUGAUGCUCGCCAUUGCCUGCUUCCUCGGUGGGUGGACUACAAACGAUCGCAUGGAGCGGACUGAACUUGCCAAGUUCAAGGAGGUUUACUUCCGCAUGAAAGAGGAGAUGAUUCGCAUAAGGCAACGCUGGAUGGACAGCUCGACGCGAGCACAUGAACUUGAACUCGAGAACACUAAUCUCAAACAGCAAAACUCGGUGCUCCAAAAGAUGGUUGAGACCCAGCCGGCUCAACUGGAUGAGACCAACGCGGUAAUCGGUCCAAAGGAUCCUGGCGAGCUGAAUCUCGAAUCGAUUCAGUUGGAAGUGACGGCCGAGCCACGCGGGCCAACUGUCUCUGAACCUCGCUACGAUCUGAUCGAUGUCGUCGACGAGCAGUCUGAGAACGAGAAUCUACGCGAUCAGAUUAGGUGCCUCGUUCUCAUGCUGGCGAUUAGCCAAGCAUCGGCUGUUUGCGCCGAUAUGUUCGGCAGCGGUGACAACUCCUUCGAGAUCGAGUUCACGACCAUCGGUAGCCCAGGAAACACUCAAGAUUCUACGGCCACCUUACCUACUGUCAUUCGAGACAAUCCACCUGGAUCGGUCUCGUACACAUACCGACUCGGAACCUACGAGAUCUCCGAAGACAUGAUCAACAAAGCCAACGCGGAGGGCGGUCUCGGGAUAACGCACACGAACCGGGAUACUAAGGACUUGGCCGCGACUGACAUCAACUGGUACGAGGCAGCGAAAUUCGUCAAUUGGCUUAACACAAGCAGUGGAUAUACGGCCGCCUAUAAGUUCGAUGGAAACGGAGUCUUUCUCAAUUGGGACCCCAGUGACGCGGGCUACAAUCCCAACAACCUUUAUCGAAACAGUCUGGCGAAAUAUGUCAUUCCAAGCCUGGACGAAUGGUACAAGGCUGCGUACUACGAUCCUGUCGCAGAGGUCUACUAUCGCUACCCAACCGGCAGCGACAGUGAACCUGACGGAAUCGACAGUAUUUCUACUCCAGGGCAAGACCCGGUAUUUGAUGCUGUCUUUCGAGACGGUGCUUCAAUCGGCCAGCCCAAUAAGAUCAAGAACGUGGGCAUUGCGAGUCCAUUCGGUACCUUUGGUCAAGGUGGCAACGUUAGCGAAUGGACGGAAACCGACUCUGAUUUGACGAAUGACGCCACGUCGUAUGCGCCAUCGGGUCAGCCGGAAACUUUGCCCAGGCGUUUUGACAUGGGCGGUAGCUGGUCGUUUAGUAGUUCAAGACUGCAGAGCGGUUCGUUCUUUGAUAGACCCGCACAGGCCAAUUACAACCAGCGAGGGUUCCGCGUUGCAGCCGUCCCCGAACCCAGUUCAUUUGCACUGGCCGGCAUGGCGUUAGCUGGUGCCUUCCUAAUGCGGAGACGCUUGCAGCGACUUUAG
This is a messenger RNA of Cladocopium goreaui, 1626 nucleotides long. NCBI's taxonomy places the organism in Eukaryota, Dinophyceae, Suessiales, Symbiodiniaceae. The record is from the annotation of a GenBank genome assembly.